This is a messenger RNA of Triticum aestivum (bread wheat), 1285 nucleotides long. RefSeq lists its product as uncharacterized. Lineage: Eukaryota; Viridiplantae; Streptophyta; Magnoliopsida; Poales; Poaceae. Bases 318 to 863 code for a protein of 181 amino acids. The record is from RefSeq and is a predicted model, not a curated record. The transcript has 6 exons.
UCAGUCAACCUUCCUCAGCUCCCUCACAUUUCUUAUCUUCCCCAUUCUUCACUUCCUACCUCCUCCUCUGUUGCCACACGCUAGAUCCCCCAUCCACAGCCGGCACUCUCUGGUGGCCGCCCCUCCCAUUCGUCACCAUUGUCGGCGGACACGUAGGCCCAUGCUCUUCCCCGCCCCGCCCCUUCUUCAUAUCCGAUCCCCGAAGUGCUCGAGGAGGCGCUCGAGCUCGGCAUGCUCGCCGGCGACACCGGGGCCCUCCCUCCUCCUGAUGCACUCUUCGUCGCCGCUAUGAGCGUCUCCACCUUAUCCCGCGCGCCAUGAAUCCUCCCUCCCCCCUGCUCGAGACGCCAUCAAGUCUGGAGCAGGAGCAGCUGCUGCUCGCGACCUCCAGUUCCUUCUUUCCAUGGAUGUGCUGCUGCUCGGGGCCCUCCCUAUGCUUCUCCUCGCUCGUACGGGUCCAGCUGCUCAGGAGCCAUGGUGUGUUCCGUGUGGCGCUGCCUUCGCGGCCGCAGCCGUUGUUGUGUCUCGUGUGUCGCGGCAGCCAAUGGGGUCGGGAAGGUCUGAGACUGGAGGUCCCUGCUCGCCAACUCACAGACGCCCUGAAUGGUUCAGAUUUUCUGAAGGAGAAGGAGGUGCCGAAAGGGGAUGGGAGCAACAAGAGUCUGAAUCUAAGAGUCAAAGAAGUCGAACCUGAAGAAGUGCAGGGAAGAAUUAUAGUUGCGUGUGGCUGGCUGGUUCAGGGGAAUUUCAGGGCGGGCGCGGCGGCGCGGGUGCCGGAGCAGGCUCCUAGGCACUGGCGAUCUGUCGGACGGAUAUUAGAAACGAAGGUGAGGUUGUAUCUUGUUAGCCUGGCCGAUCCGUGAAUAUUUGAUUGUAGGUGAAGGAGGAGCGGCCGCCCACUCGACGGUGCGGUGUAGGGCGGCGAGGGAGGCCGGCAGGGAGGCCUCAAUGCGGUGCAGGACGGCGAGGGAACCGUCCAGCGAGGCGACGAUGCGAUGCAGGGAUCCAGGCCGCCGUGCAGGGAGGCGACAGGACUGCUGAGCUUCGUCUCGGGCGGUGGCGAGGAAAGGCAGGGAGUGGGGCCAGGGACACGAUUAGGUUCGGUUUCCUUUUUUGCGAGUUGGUUAGAUGGUUAGAUUAGCGUGAUUUGAGGGGCUGCGGAUGCGGGACGGAGAGUUUCAUAUUUUCCUCUUGUGGAGUACGGUCAGUCUAUUGAAACUGCUAAGCGCAUACCAGAUCUUGAAUAAAUUAAUGAUGACUGUUGGAUUGGGUCGUGUGGGCUUCA